AUGACCUUGGACGCAGCCCUGUUCACUCUCCAUUUUGUAAGAAGACGAGACCAGCCAUGGAUCGUCGAUAUAUAUCCCACCUCUGAUGGGUCUAGCCACAGUAUAGCUCCACCAGUGCCGUCUAAGGACUCGCAUGGCGGCCCAUCUACAAGCACACCCAAGCCCACCGCUUUCACAGGCACCAUCCCGGACGUCUCUGCUCAGCGUGCGCUUGCCCUCGAGUUCAACGACUUUUCCAAGCAAACACCCAGCUACACACGAGUGCGAGCGACCAACCAUACACAGUACGCCACCAUUUUGCUCGAUGGCCUCAUCAACGACUGCCUCCUCGCUUCCAUAUCACAGCCAUGCACAAACAGCGUCAAAAGUAAGCACAUCAUGCUCUACAACCCGGAAAGCGACGUCGAACUCGAAAAGCGCAGCAUGACAUUCCAACAAGCGUGGCGGUUUCACUUCGGUGACGCUAACUCGAGGAACGCGGAAGAGUUUUCAUGGCGGCGCGAGAGGGGCCCCUCUUCAUCGCAGUCAGCGUAUGUGUGCGAGGUGAUUCGCAAGCCAGACCCCAGUGUGUUGGCCGCGCAGUAUCGCCCUCCUUCAGCGAAAGGAAAGUCGGGCUCACUGCAGAUCAUGGAUUACAACAUCAACCGCCUCGACGUGCAAGACAAGAAAGGGCUGGAGGUGGCCCUAGUCAUGACGCUCAGUGCACUACUCGAUCAGGAGUAUGAUGACAAGGUAGCAUCGCGUGGCGAGCGCAAUCUUUACAUCUGCAGCAGCGGCAUCCCCACCGAUCUCAGCACGCAGGGAUUCAGCGCUGCAUGGCAAGAGGCAGAAGCUCGUCAUCAAGCCGAGCUGGUCAGACUUGGUGGAGCGGCUUCCGCUACUGUCAAAGCCGGAGAAGUGCUCAACGGAUCCUCACGGAAAGAAUCUCCCGAUCUUGACGCAGCCACCGUUGACCGCAUCGCCAACUUGGACCCCAAUGAGCUGCUCGUCACCAAAUGGCGGGCCAUCGACGAACAAACGGGAUAG
This is a messenger RNA of Sporisorium graminicola, 1026 nucleotides long. RefSeq lists its product as uncharacterized. The record is from RefSeq and is a predicted model, not a curated record. The transcript is spliced from 2 exons. NCBI's taxonomy places the organism in Eukaryota, Fungi, Basidiomycota, Ustilaginomycetes, Ustilaginales, Ustilaginaceae. Bases 1 to 1026 code for a protein of 341 amino acids.